Molecule: messenger RNA, 1113 nt
Organism: Uncinocarpus reesii 1704
Lineage: Eukaryota; Fungi; Ascomycota; Eurotiomycetes; Onygenales; Onygenaceae
Exons: 2
Coding region: 1-1113 (370 amino acids)
Biological process (GO): proteasome-mediated ubiquitin-dependent protein catabolic process
Molecular function (GO): endopeptidase inhibitor activity; proteasome binding
Source: RefSeq, a predicted model, not a curated record
AUGACAGCACAGGGAGCUCCCUCCGGUUCCCCCGAAUCUGCACUCGACUCGUCCAAAAUCCUAUCCCUCGCCGCGUCGUGUGUCGAUAAGGAUGCGCCGAAUGUGAGGACGCCAUGGGAGGCAAUUGCGCUCGUGGGCCAUGCGUGCAUGGUCGCGGUCGACUUUAGAUUGAUUGGUCUUAAGGAAGGGCAGACAAUAGUAGAAGACGAACCGACAACAGUGCUUCCUAGUAACUGGAACGACUCUGGAGUAUACUCAUUCAAGUAUGCUCAUCGCCAGUCUGCCAUGCAGUUCCUCCUCAAAAUCAUACAGAUAGGAAAUAACGCCGUCAUUUCUGCGCUCGCUCUUGGACACGACAAAACUGCUUCGUUCGAUAUCACGAUUCGUGAUUACAUCUCUCUGUCAGCUCUCCCACUCGCUCCAUCUUCGGAUCUAGCAGAUUCCCUACGGCGCGUAUUUAUUUCCCCCGAACGCUUAAACGAUCUAAUCUCAUUAUUCCGAAUAAAUGUAAUUCAAAAACUUGUACCUGGGCUCCAAAAAGAGGGAUAUGAGGAUAGCUUCACCACGUCUCAGAACCGCCAGGAAGCGGAGAAUCAAAGGCCCACUCGUGAUCCUCUUCGAGAUGAUCGGUUUCCUCCGCCGGCCCAGCCACACCCAUUCCACGACCCACUCGCCGCUCCGCCCCGCCGCCCGAUUCCCGCCGGAGAUUUCCCACCUCCAGGCUUCGAAGAUGAAUACGAGAUCAAUGUUCCGCCGCGGGGAUAUAACCCGGAAGCACCAUACGGCGGUGAACGCCGCCCUUUGAACAUUGGAGAGCGCGAUCUAUACCCUCCUGGCUUAGGCCCACACGAUCCGCUACGACCGCACUUUGGACCAUCAGGGGGUGGUGGCGGGAUGCAUCCGACUUUUGACGACCCGCUAUUUGGGGGCACAGGCGGGCAGCCGGGACCUUAUGAUCCACAAGUUCCGCCAGGGGCUAGAUAUGACCCCGUGGGUCCGGGGGAUGGGAGACCGUUUGGUCGAGGGGCGGGGCGGGGUGGAGGGUUUGGACCCGGCGGAGGAAAUCCGUUUGGCGGAGGUCUUGGCGGCGGAUUUGGAGGAGAUAUAAUUUGA